Molecule: messenger RNA, 1828 nt
Organism: Symsagittifera roscoffensis
Lineage: Eukaryota; Metazoa; Xenacoelomorpha; Acoela; Convolutidae
Product: cytochrome P450 2C15-like
Exons: 1
Coding region: 256-1788 (510 amino acids)
Biological process (GO): xenobiotic metabolic process
Cellular component (GO): cytoplasm; intracellular membrane-bounded organelle
Molecular function (GO): heme binding; steroid hydroxylase activity; oxidoreductase activity, acting on paired donors, with incorporation or reduction of molecular oxygen, reduced flavin or flavoprotein as one donor, and incorporation of one atom of oxygen
Source: RefSeq, a predicted model, not a curated record
GUCUCUUCGGCUUGAUGUCCUGCACCAGUUGAAUAUGUACUUAAAGUCAACACUGUUGCCAGUCAGAUUAUUUAGUUUCUUGUUCAAGUUUCGGCGUGCUUCAAACAUUUCGGCGCUCUAAUGAGCCUGUCAUCCAAUCAGGUAAAUAUUUGCUGGUCCAUACUUAACAUAAAACAAAAGGUUGAAAGUUCGAUCAAAACCAAUGAACACCUGUGAUUCAUUUGGACUAUUACUUGAACGAGUUAAGAACUGAUAAUGGACUAUCAGAAUUUUGGAAUAAAUUGGCCCUCUCUUGAUUCCUUGAGUGCUAAUUUAUCGGAAUACGUCGACGUUUUUCAAACUUCAAAGAGUUUCAAGCCUCUUAUUUCUGUUUCCGUUGGUGCUGCUGUCCUUGCGAGUUAUCUCUGGUUUCGCCAUAAAAACAAGGACAGCUUCCAUGAUCUGCCACAACGUAACUGGUUAUGGGGUCAUAUGAAAUUUUACAACAACAAUCAUGGACAUGGUAAAAUGUUCACUAAAUUGAAUGAGUCCACGAAUUAUCGAAUAGCAUAUAUGCGAGCUUGGCUCGGAGGCAACCAUCGACUCAUUUUAUUUGGCCUCGAAGAACUGAAAGAGUUAUUUAAUGUACAUGGUCAGCAGUCUAUUGGUCGUAAUUUCGGUUUGAAAGUUCACUCGGCGCCAAAAGGAAUAAUCGACUCUUCGGGACCGGUUUGGAAAAACAACAGAAGGAUCUUUCUUAAUCACUUAAGAAUCUUCGGUAGAGAAAGACAGUUAAACUUGGUUCUGGAUGAAGCCAAUCACCUCACGGAUGCUUUGGAAUCAGUGGGCGAGAAUUGCGACCCGACAGUUCUGCUUCAAUCUGCAGUUUGUAACGUCAUUGCAUCUCUGAUUUUUGGCUCUCGGUUCGAGUACUUCGAUCCAGAGGCUGAAAAGAUUUUUCAGUCCAUUCUAAAAAUCAACAAUAAACUUAAUUUAAUGCCGAACUUCCUAUUCGCGAUAUUCCGAUCAAUCUCCAAGACUGCUAAGAGCAGAAUUAGAGCUGUAGAAUCAACAAAAGCGUUCAUAAAGGAGAGAAUUCAAGAAAGGAUGAAAGCAGGGAUUCAAGUACCUGCUGAAACCUUAAUAGAUGCGUAUGCCGUGGAGCUAGGCAAAGCAGAAUGGGGAAAUGACAUCGACAAUCUGAUCAAUGUCAUAUUCGAACUCUUCUUUGCAGGAACAGAAACAACGUCGACUAGUUUGGCUUGGGUGCUUGCAUGUUUGACAGCGAACCCCGAGGUGCAAACUAAAAUUGUGAACGAGGUCCAAAGUUUUAUUGGAGACUCAAAGCUAACAAUCCAGAGCCUAAGAGAUAUGACGUAUGUGACAGCCGUGCAGUUUGAAGUUCAAAGAUUCGGAUGUAUUGCACAAAAUACGCUGCCGCACAGAAUGGUCGAAGAUGUGAAGCUAGAAUCAGGCCAAAUUGUGAAGAAAGAUGUUGUUGUAUGGCCUAGUCUCUAUCAUCCUAUGCAUGAUCCAAAGUACUUCAAGUACCCUUAUGAGUUUAACCCUGAGAACUUCCUGAAUAAUGACGGAGAGCUUGAAACUAACGAGGCUUUCAUACCAUAUGGCAUUGGACCUCGGGUCUGCUUAGGACAGAUACUGGCUGACCUGGAAUUGAAAGUGUUCAUGAUUGAGAUCUUGAGGAAAUUCAAAGUAUCGUCGAAUGACCAGAUCAACUUAAAUCACAGUGUCCAGGGAAUAACAUGUGCGCCUGUUGUCUAUACGUACAACUUUGAGCCCCGUUCUUAAGUCAUCUAAAAAUUGAUUUUAAACUUAAAUUGAAUAUCUA